AUGCUCUUCUCCGGUGCGUGUGCGUGUGCGCGUGCGCGUGAACGGGGGCUGCUGGAGGGUUGUGGCUCUUUUGUGGUCGUUCUACUCUUCGUUUCCUCUCCACGGCUCUUUCUUCUUGUGGGCUCCAGCGUCUUCGGCGCCGGAUGUGGCGCCAUCUCCUCCAAAGCCUGGGGGCGGCGGCGCACCCCGCGUUGCGGCGACGCGUGGCGCCCGCCAAACAGGUUCACGGAAUUUUCUGUGAUGCGAACUCCGGCGGCUUGGACGAGGGCGAAUUGUUGUGUUUCGUCCCCUUUUUUUCACUGCAUUGCGGCGAACGUGGCGGCCGCGUCGCCGUGGGGCCCGGCGCUGAUGGCCAAAGUCUCCUCCUACACGGUCUCGGGCGACGGCGUUCGGGUGGAAUACCCAAAGGAAAGUGCCGUUACCACCGUGUUUUGCGCCCUCGUCUUGUGCCUUGAGGGGUGCCCGCUGAACAGCUACCUGCGAUGGAUUGCGCUCGAGCAAGAGGCCGACGCUGACGUGCGACGCAAACUUGGCGGCCCCGCGUACGCCAGGCUUCAAGCCAUCAAGGACCUCAACGAGUCGAUUAUAGCCGCUCUUUGCGAGGAUGCGUCAAGCGCGGGUUGGAACUUGCCCCCUGACGCCAUGCGCCGCGCGCACGCCAUCUGCAGCAGUCGUUGCGUGGAUGUGCCUCGCUCGCGCGACGUUUUUGGCGGCCCCGCGCUGGUGCCGUUCGUCGACCUCAUCAACCACGACGAGGAGGAACCGAAUGUGGCGGUCUACGUGGACACGAUCGACGCCCUCCGGCCGCUGCUGCGGCGGUCCAAGCGCCUUCCCGAGGCGUUUGCGGACGGCGUCGGUGACGGCCAUUGCCCCUUUUACGUCCUCGCACGGGCCGCGAAGGAGGUCGCCGCGGGCGAGGAGCUGCACUACCGUUACCUUGACCCCAGCGACGCGCUGGCGAGGGAUCCGUUGUUUUGGGCCUCCCGGUUUCACUUCUGCCCGUAA
Trypanosoma conorhini is the source of this 1005-nucleotide messenger RNA. RefSeq lists its product as uncharacterized. The record is from RefSeq and is a predicted model, not a curated record. The coding region runs from base 1 to 1005 and encodes 334 amino acids. The transcript has a single exon. NCBI's taxonomy places the organism in Eukaryota, Euglenozoa, Kinetoplastea, Trypanosomatida, Trypanosomatidae.